Exophiala bonariae is the source of this 1527-nucleotide messenger RNA. RefSeq lists its product as uncharacterized. Gene Ontology annotation, biological process: phospholipid transport; protein insertion into mitochondrial outer membrane; establishment of mitochondrion localization. The record is from RefSeq and is a predicted model, not a curated record. Gene Ontology annotation, cellular component: SAM complex; ERMES complex. Lineage: Eukaryota; Fungi; Ascomycota; Eurotiomycetes; Chaetothyriales; Herpotrichiellaceae. The transcript has a single exon. The coding region runs from base 1 to 1527 and encodes 508 amino acids.
AUGAUUGAAUUCAUGGACUACAUCGUGCACGCCUUCGGAGCAUCAACAGAUUGGAAUCCCGACAAUAGCUAUUCAUCCUUGACCGCAACCUCCGAUGCUCUCCUCUCAUUCAAUACUCCUUCCACUCUCGCACUCCAUGUCUCCUCCCUGUCCUCACGCAACUUCGCCUCCUCAUAUACCCUGUCCACUCUCGGCCAAAUCGAUGGCUCUCUCUCCUAUCUUUACACCACCGUUCCACUGGGGCACAUUCCCUCCCAAACACCGAGCAUCCCUUUGAGACAUCUGGUUAGAGGGUAUCGAGAUAUAAGACUGCCGACAUAUUCCAAGGGCAAGAGCAAGGCUUCUACAGGCACUGGUGAAAAGUCAAGGAAGCCAACCUUACUGCAUGCCACAUUAGCUCUUCCACCACCCUCCGUCUUGACCGCGUUAUAUGCACGCCGCAUAAAUCCCGAGACGCUCCUAUCGCUAUCCCUCUACAGCAAAUCCGUGACAGGGCCUUCCCUCAAUUCGAGAACGCCCCCGGCGUCAUGUCUAGCACACAUUCAGCAUGACACUGGCCAGUACUCAAUCGAGGGUUUGGCGUCCACUGAUAGUGCUCUGCUGGGCGUCCGAGGGUUGUGGAACUUUGGGAUCUCGCCGCCUGAAGAUUCGCAUUCACCUUCAUCCUCCAGUCCAAGGAUCGAGCCGCGUGAUGGCUUCAUUGAAUUCCCAUCUGGCCUUCCACUUCCUUCCAAUAUCGAUAGUCAAUCCGCAUAUCAGAACCGACUGGCAUCCAAGCCCUCACUCGUCUCCGCCGGAGCAGAGUUCUACUAUAGUCCAUUCUCCCACGUAAUUGGCCUCUCCACGGGCCUGCGCUUCACCACCCUGGCACCGAACAUCACUGCCUCGCCCAUGCCACCCCAAACCAGCUCUCAGCCAACACCCAACCCCGCCACGAACAAACCCCUCGCCGGAACCUCAUCCGCCCUCCUCUCCACCGCCAGCCACAGCCUCCUCACACCCUCGAACAUCCCGCACUCCUCCUUUCCCUAUACCAUGACCUUGACCCUGACACCACUGACGGGCUCCAUCUCCUCAUCCUACUCGGUACGCCCGACGCCCAACCUCGCACUCUCGUCCCGCUUCGACUUCAACUUCUACAGCUGGGAAUCACGAUACGUGGUGGGCGGCGAGCUAUGGCGACCCCGCCGUAAAACCACCACCGACCCCGAAGACCCAAUAGCAUGGGCACGCCUCAAGACCGCAGACUUCUUCACACCCGCCGAGCGCGCAUUGAAAGAACAGCGACUACAGCGCGAAGAGGAGAAUGUGUUGAAGUUCCGCGUGGAUGAUUCCGGGGUGGUCAGGGCCUUAUGGACCAGCCGGGUCAAGAGUCUACUCGUCUCGGCAGGCGUGAGUGUUUCGCCUGUCGUCAAGAACGGGCUGGGUGUCGUGCUCGCCAGUGGAAACGGGGCGAGUGACUUAGAUGCCGGGCCCAUCAAAAGAUGGAGCGGGACGGUCGGGGUAAGUAUUGCUUACUCGACUUGA